UUGCAACAAAAUUUCGCAAUAAACUUGAAGAAUCUGCCCGGAAUAAAACAUGUCACAAGUUGCAGAAAUCUCACCAGUGUGUGAAAAUGGAAAUGCGAAAGAUGUAGAAGCUAAAUCGAAAGAAACUAAGGACAUUAAAAUGAAUGCAUCUGCCAAUGUCUCACAUGAGAUUGAAAAUAAAGAUGAGCAGCAAUAUUUGGAGUUGAUAGAUAAAAUCAUUAAGACAGGUGUUGAUCGUGGUGAUCGCACUGGUGUGGGUACUGUAUCCAUUUUUGGUGCUCAAAUGCGUUUCGAUAUGCGUCAGUCGUUUCCAUUGCUAACUACUAAACGGGUGUUUUGGCGUGCAGUAGCCGAGGAACUUUUAUGGUUUGUACAUGGGUGCACGGAUGCCAAAAUAUUGCAGGAGAAAAAUAUACACAUUUGGGAUGGAAAUAGUGAUCGUAAGUUUUUAGAUAAACUAGGUUUUACUGAACGUGAAGAGGGUGAUUUGGGACCAGUUUAUGGAUUUCAAUGGCGUCAUUUCGGUGCAAAAUAUCGCACGUGCCAUGAUGACUAUUCCAAUGAAGGUGUUGAUCAGCUGAAGGAGGUCAUCAAUACCAUACGUACUAAUCCCAAUGAUAGGCGUAUUAUAAUGUCGGCCUGGAAUCCCAUCGAUAUACCACAAAUGGCUCUACCACCUUGCCACUGUUUGGCCCAAUUCUAUGUAGCCAACGGUGAACUAUCAUGCCAGCUGUAUCAGCGUAGCGCUGACAUGGGUCUAGGUGUACCAUUUAAUAUUGCUUCAUAUGCUUUGUUAACCUAUAUGAUUGCACAUAUUACUGGCCUAAAACCAGGUGAUUUCAUUCAUACCACUGGAGACACGCAUGUUUACAAGAAUCAUAUUGAACCCUUAAAGGAGCAACUAAAACGAAAGCCUCGUCCUUUCCCCAAAUUAAAUAUAAAAAGAGAGGUCAAGGAAAUAGAUGAUUUCAAAUUCGAAGAUUUUGAAGUUGUUGACUAUAAACCAUAUCCAAAAAUAGAAAUGCAAAUGGCUGUUUAACUGCGGAGCAAACAUGACUAUAUGAAUCUUAAUUUUUUUUAUAAAAUACAAUAUAAGUAUUAUUUUUUUAUUUUCUUAAAUUGGAUGUGGAUAAUUUGAAUUUAUAAUUACUAUUUAUUAUAUUGCUAUACUCCAAUAUUAUUUACCCGUUCUGUAAACCAAAACUGCGUAACGUUUUUGCUUUAAAAACGAAUUCACAUAUUUUGGUGUUCUCUGUUAUUUGAAACUACAUGAUUAACCCACAUAAAGAUUUAAAACUAAUUUUCUUUUCCUUUUUCAAUUUACAAAAUCGUGUAAUUUGCAGAAUAUAAAUUUUUCUACUUUUUUUAAUACACUCAUUUUCUAAGCCACUGCAGAAAAGGGACGAUACUUGUUUUUCGACGGAAGUGGAAAAUUUACUAUCUAUGAUUUUUUAUUUCUUUAGUUUCGAAACUAAUUUCGUGUUUUAUUUUUUUACAUUUUUAAAAGUGUGUUUUGUAUGUACUUAUUAAAAUAAAAAAUAUUUUUAAUAAUUUUUU
This is a messenger RNA of Calliphora vicina (urban bluebottle blowfly), 1557 nucleotides long. It is a transcript of the gene Ts, whose product is annotated as Thymidylate synthase. NCBI's taxonomy places the organism in Eukaryota, Metazoa, Arthropoda, Insecta, Diptera, Calliphoridae. Gene Ontology annotation, biological process: dTMP biosynthetic process. Gene Ontology annotation, molecular function: thymidylate synthase activity. Gene Ontology annotation, cellular component: cytosol; mitochondrion. The record is from RefSeq and is a predicted model, not a curated record. The coding region runs from base 50 to 1039 and encodes 329 amino acids. The transcript is spliced from 2 exons.